CGGUCGAUGUUUUUUUCAACGUGUUUCAAUGUGAAGCGGUUUUUCGCGCGAAUUGGAAAUUCGCUUCGCACUUCGCACCGCGCUCACUGUGAAUUCGACCUAACACAACUGGUUUCGAACGAACAACGUGGUUUCCUAUCGGUCUAUUAUGACGAUUGACCUUGCUGGCUGGCAAUCGUAUACAACAGCGGGGCCUUUUGUUUUCGGCUGAUGAUGGUCUUCUGCGAUGCCGCGCACAAAACUUUAUCACUUUCGGGUAUAUCUGAUAACAGAGUGCCCUAACGGAACACACAUCCGGAUGAUCAGGGCAAAAUUCUUCACACACUAUGCUAUUUACGGAACACUAGCAGGAGCAACGAAACACUACCGCUUGUGGCGAGUGAUGUGGAACGAAUGGAAUCAGUGAAUGGGAAAACGUAGCUUUGUAGUAUGUAUAAGAACCUGUAUGAACGAUAGUUUCUCCGAUAUUGACGAUGGUUUGCAUAGUACCGACCUGUGGCGUGAAGCAAUCCACUGGUCAUCGAAUGCGGAGGCUACCUCGACACCCGGAACUGGCACAUCGAUGGCUGCAGGCAAUCGAAAUUGGCUGUCAGCAGCAAAACAUUCCAUGGGUUCGUGAGAAUUGGAUUUCGGCGGAGAUUUGCGACCAUCACUUCGAUGAAGACAAUCCUCUAUGCCCUUCCGGAGGGUAUCUUGAACCUUCACGAUUUUGCAACAGUUCAGGGGAAGCCUUAUCUGUAAAGUCAUGCCGACUUUGCCUACAAUUUUAUCAGCUAAACGAAGUCACAGAUUAUACGAAUUAUAUGAAUCUACGUUGUCCUGAGUUGAUCACUUUGAGGUCAAUCAACAAACUAAUUGCCUCGAGUGAAAACCUUCCCAAAUUUAUUUGUUUGGAGUGUGCUGCAAAACUUGAUAUACUACAAUCAAUUCUUCUAUUUUUCGACCAUUCAUAUAAAUGUUUUGAAUCUCUGGAAGCAUCACGUAACUUGAUGAUUGUAGCAGAAGACCGACAAAUAGAGCUGAGUGAAGUGGUGAUCAAAGACGAAAUUCCAGAUGACGAAACAAACGACUAUGAUCUAGAAACAGGAAUUGCAAGUGAUGUAACGAUCAUCAAAGCCGAAGGUCUACCAUCUGUAGAAUCAAACCACGAAGACUCAGUUGAAAAUAAACCAACAGAAACUGAAUCGUUUAGCUGCUCGGAAUGUCAUAAAUGCUUUUCAACAAAAGAUAAACUGAAACGACACAGAUGCCACAAACAUUCAAUCAUCAUCAGCGAAACAUCAGCGAAACAUCAGUGCGACAUAUGCAACAAAUUGUUUUUAUUCAAAUUCGAAUUGAUUAUGCAUCAGAGAAAGCAUACUGAUGAACGCAAUUUCGAAUGCCAGCACUGUGAUAAGAAGUUCAUUUUUAAGAGUCAUCUGGAUGGUCAUACUGCUAUGCAUCACAUGGGCCAGAGUUUUGAAUGCGAUAUAUGCAGGGAAUCGUUCAAUACUGAAAAAAGAUUAAAAAAUCAUCGUCGGACUCAUUUGGACGCAUUGCCUGAAGAAGAACGUAUCAGCUUCGAAUGUAAUGAAUGUGGAAAAUUUUUUUGUACAAAAUAUGAUAUGAAAAGACAUCAAGCUAAUGCUCAUAUUAAAGAACGGAACUUUGAGUGUGAUAUUUGUCACAAAACAUUCAAAACAAAAAGCGUGCUAAAAAUCCAUAUCGAACGACAUUCAGACGAGCGUAAGUUUGGUUGUAAUUUGUGCGGCAAAGCGUUAAAAACGAAAAGCUCCUUGGGGGUGCACAUCAAGAGACACACGAAUGAACGCAAAUUUGAAUGCGAAGGUUGUGGGAAAAAGUUUAAAACAAAGGAAUGUUUGGGAAAUCAUCAUCGAGUAACAUCAUGCAGGCCCGUUUCAGCUUUUCAGCUAUAGAAGUGGAUAAGUCUUUCGUAUUUGAAGAAUUUAGAGUGUUUAUUCUAUUGACUGCUGAUUAAAAACAUAAUACAAGAUCUUAGCAAUUCCGUUGGAAA
Messenger RNA from Uranotaenia lowii, 2014 nucleotides. RefSeq names its product zinc finger protein 558-like. The coding region runs from base 474 to 1916 and encodes 480 amino acids. NCBI's taxonomy places the organism in Eukaryota, Metazoa, Arthropoda, Insecta, Diptera, Culicidae. Gene Ontology annotation, molecular function: DNA-binding transcription factor activity, RNA polymerase II-specific; RNA polymerase II transcription regulatory region sequence-specific DNA binding. The record is from RefSeq and is a predicted model, not a curated record. The transcript has 3 exons. Gene Ontology annotation, cellular component: nucleus. Gene Ontology annotation, biological process: regulation of transcription by RNA polymerase II.